Messenger RNA from Fonsecaea multimorphosa CBS 102226, 1755 nucleotides. RefSeq lists its product as uncharacterized. Gene Ontology annotation, molecular function: nucleic acid binding; methyltransferase activity. The coding region runs from base 1 to 1755 and encodes 584 amino acids. NCBI's taxonomy places the organism in Eukaryota, Fungi, Ascomycota, Eurotiomycetes, Chaetothyriales, Herpotrichiellaceae. Gene Ontology annotation, biological process: methylation. The transcript has a single exon. The record is from RefSeq and is a predicted model, not a curated record. Gene Ontology annotation, cellular component: mitochondrion.
AUGCCACGUCUUCCUCCUGCCCUAAUCCGCCAGGCAACCUCCCAAAAUCCACUCCUUACACUGCUCCUCCGAGUAUGUCGCGACCUUCCCUCUGCUCGCAACGAGCUUCGAUGGCUCCAAGAGCACGCUCGCGGUGUCGUCAGUGUAAAGAGACAGGCUAGUCAUGAGGCUGCGAACCUUCCUGAACAACCCGGGCUGGAUCCAGCCGACCACACAGGCUCUUUCGACGGGCAAACCGCAAAACUCGAUGAUGUAAAGACCGAAGACACCCAUGGACCUCGGAACCAGACACAACGGGACGUGCCCGUUAGCAAAACCGUUGGUGGGCGACCGAUCAGAAAUAUCUCUACAGUUCCUACAGAUACUGUCCUUUCGACGUCGACGACUCAAGAAAAAUCAGUUCGAUUUCGGAAGCACCAGGUUGGGGGAUCCGCCCACCUAAAAGCAGAACUGCGAAAAGUCACGGUGCGCAAAGUCCAAAUGCAAAGGCCCAGUAUUCGAAAGGUCCAAGUGCAGAAAGAAGAGAACAUUGUCCGUACCUCUAAAUCUUCGAAAAUCAGGUCCCCGCAUGACGAGGGUGUCCGUGAGUUGGAGUUGCGGCGUCCGUCGGACGGGGACCUGGUCAACAGCGAGGCAGACGAACAUGCCCAGGUGCAAGAGAUUCUGACCGAAAAUGUGGGCAAGAGAUCAAAAGGCAUGCCACUCCAGUACAUCAUCGGCAACCAGCCGUUUGGCAAUCUCGACAUCAUAUGCAAGCGCGGUGUCUUAAUACCAAGGCCAGAGACAGAGAUGUAUACUGAAAAGGUCGGCAGCCUGCUGUUGUCGGCUCUUACUACGGAUUCCGCGAUUGAUUUGGGGCCACAGAGUCGCAGGAAGUUCCGAAUCUUGGAUCUCUGUACAGGAACUGGGUGCAUUGCCCUGCUUCUCCAUUCGAUACUCAAGCCGCCCGCGGCUAACUCCGGUUCCAACUUGGGUCUACCUCCAGGUAUCAGUAUUGAAAUCCUCGGUAUUGACAACAGCGAAUACGCCGUUUCUCUGGCCCAGAAGAACCUGGUACACAACAUUUCACAGAAGUUGCUGCAUCCGGACGCGGCCAGCGAUGUGUCCUUCCAGAACGUAGAUGUUCUGGCUUUGGCCAAAAAGGGCGGUGACAGUGAGGGCCAGCAGCACCAAAUCCGGAAGAUCCUCAACGCCGCCGUGGCUGACGUCGAUGAGAAAGAGGAGCGCAACUACUCUCCAAGUGCGUCGUGGGACAUGAUCAUCUCCAAUCCUCCAUAUAUCGGUCCCAAGGAUUACGAGCCUGGCGGAAAGACGGAGCCAAGUGUGCGUAAGUAUGAGCCCAAGGAGGCACUUGUCCCCACCUUUGCUCGAGGAGAAGAAGGCUGGCAACGGUACAGAUCCUCUUCGAUCGUCUUGGCCGACCUGUUUUAUUGGCCGCUGAGGCGCAUCGCAAGAGCCGUCGGAGCCAAACUCCUGGUCAUGGAAGUGGGCGACUCGGAACAGGCGUCUCGUGUGUGCAAGGAGUUCUUCGUCCACAACUACAGCUCGGCCACGGUCCUCGGGCAGCCCAUGCCGAGGCUGGAAACGUGGAGAGAUGACGGAUCCGUGAGGAUCGUGCCCACAGAAGCGUCUCCAACUUUCGACGUCGACUUCGAAGAAGCGACCGACCCGAACAUCUCGGAUCGGGCGGUCGUCGUGUGGGAGAAGGACAUGGCCAAUUGGCGUCGUGACACCCUCCCUGCUUCUGAUCCUUAA